UGGUUUGUCAAACUGAAGAACUUCACAAAUGGUCCAAGAAAGUUGCAAAAUGUAAUAAAGUUGUUUUAUUUUUCACGAAAAAUUCUCUGUGCAAUUGAGAAAUGGAUGAUUUAAUUGAAAAUAUGAAAAGGAAAUUAUCAAUAGGCAAUAUUGUCGACUACAUUAAAAACGAAAACAAAACAUCGGAAAUUGAAAAAGAAAAUUCUGACAAAGUAAUAAUUCAUGAUACUGUAAGUAAUAGUGAAAAGGGUGGAACUAUAUCAAAAGAGGUGAAGGAUGACAUUGCCCCUAUGAAGACCUUAGGAGAUAUCAAAAUUAAAUCUAGCAACAGUGGGUCUCCUCAACAAAAUUUAAAUGUACUACAGAAACCAAGCCAAAAUCAGCAAGAAAAGGCAAAGGAUGAACUAUUUUACUAUGAGGAUGAUAAUAAAUUUGACUGUUUUAAUUAGAGGUUUUAAUAUUUCAAGCAAUAAAUACAUAAAGUAAUUAAAA
Molecule: messenger RNA, 492 nt
Organism: Leptidea sinapis
Lineage: Eukaryota; Metazoa; Arthropoda; Insecta; Lepidoptera; Pieridae
Exons: 2
Coding region: 102-449 (115 amino acids)
Source: RefSeq, a predicted model, not a curated record